AUGAUCACCGCAGAGCAGGUCACACACUCCACCACGGAGGCCGGCGCGACAAGCCUCGUCACCGGCAUCUGCUUCGUCCUCGUCUCCUGCCUCUUCUACUCCACCAACUAUGUCAUCGCAGAGCAUUUUCUGGACUCCACCCGCCGCGAUGAUGAAGACGACCCCUCCGUCCUCCCGCCACCCUCCGGCCUCGACCUGUCCUUGUACACAGGUGGCUCAUGCUUGCUCUUAUUCUCCAUUUACAUCUCACUGCACACCAUUCCUAACUGGGAACUUCUCGUCACCUCCUCCAUCCGGCGCCAUCACGGCAACAUCACCAUCAUCUUGGAGGAGUACUUCUACCUCGCCGUCGCCUCUUUCUUCCACGCCAUCUCUCACUACGAUGUUGUCGCCACCAUCGGCGCGGUUCCCAUCGGCGUGUGCAACGCAAUUCGAGCCGUCAGUGUUUUCGGCGUCAGCUCACUACUGUUCUGCACUCACCAGGCCUCCCAAUGUUACAACUCGAGAAAAGGCCUGUCCACCGCCAUCGUCAUUAUCGGCGCCUUGGGGUAUAGCGCCACUUCCUAUCGCAUCCCAAUCGCACCGAGCUACACUCUACUCAAACAUACCGAGGGAAAUUCAAGAAAGGCUGUGAAAAGGGUGCGACGCGCUCUCAGUGCAUCCGCAGAGCUUUCAAGAUCCCUCGCUUCUCUUUCUUUUGCUUUCCUUGAUGGAAGUGAUGUGAAGCAGAGCCAGUCAAGCCGAAGCCCCGACCAUCCCGAGUAGCCCCGUUCGGGUCUCUGAUUUUGAUGAUUUGGCUUCGAGGGGAACUCAAUUAUAUUUGCAACUGUCCUCAUAUCAUGACGCCCUGGUGCACCAACUAGUGGCAAAAGGGUCCGAAGUGGACAAUUAGCAAUUGAACUAACAUCCGCACCCUACGGAUUCCUGCAAGUAUUCUAUAGUUGCCUUCCCAUUCAGCUAUAGCGGGGACUGUGAGGAGCUUUCAGGGAUCUCGUGGGACAAAGCCUUGUCUCUGGGUACAAUCAUGAGUGCAAAUGGAGAUGUGGCUUCAGAGGCUCAUUCACGAGUGGUGACAAGCAGCCAGAAGUUGCUAAUGACAAAUGAAUAGAUAGGCGUCGAAUCACAGGGUGAUCUGUAUAGAAAAUUAACUGCAGUACUAGCUAUGACUAUGUUAGACACGCUGAUAGUGAGCAAGUGAAGAGAAUUCGCUCAUGAUCUUUCCACUUGCUGAUGGUCGAUAGCACGUGAACAGUGACCCAGACAAAACGAUCGCUGUAAGACGAGUCUGAACUCUGUAUUCUUUCUUUGACCGCGAUACUGUACUGUAUAAAAAACCUUGACACUUCCUUUACCAA
This is a messenger RNA of Chondrus crispus (carragheen), 1355 nucleotides long. RefSeq lists its product as hypothetical. The record is from RefSeq and is a predicted model, not a curated record. Lineage: Eukaryota; Rhodophyta; Florideophyceae; Gigartinales; Gigartinaceae. The coding region runs from base 1 to 765 and encodes 254 amino acids. The transcript has 2 exons.